Triticum aestivum (bread wheat) is the source of this 2104-nucleotide messenger RNA. RefSeq names its product alpha-terpineol synthase, chloroplastic. Lineage: Eukaryota; Viridiplantae; Streptophyta; Magnoliopsida; Poales; Poaceae. The coding region runs from base 87 to 1841 and encodes 584 amino acids. The record is from RefSeq and is a predicted model, not a curated record. The transcript is spliced from 4 exons. Gene Ontology annotation, biological process: diterpenoid biosynthetic process. Gene Ontology annotation, molecular function: magnesium ion binding; terpene synthase activity.
CAAACACAUAUCCAAUUAGACCGGAGAAGAUCACGAAAACCACAUCUUAUUGUCUAGCCUGAGGUACACUGAGCUAGGUAGAACUAAUGGCGUCGUCUGCUCAUGCAACCAUGUACGCUGAUCGGUUCCCGUCGGCUGAGUUGCAGCAGCGGCCGGCCGACUACCAGCUCAAAACCUGGGACUAUGACUCCAUCUGCUCCAUGAAGCAGCAGGCGCAACAAGACCACGAGCAUAGCAAGCAAAGCUCACUCCAAUCGAGCUUGAAGCAGAAAGUGAGGCGGCUUCUGCUCGAGGAGGAAGAAGAGCUGGCUACUAGGCUCAUAAUCAUGGAUCAACUGCAAAGUCUCGGUGUAGCAUACCACUUCGAGGAGGAGAUCAGAAAUAUCCUCAUGUCCAUGCAUGUGCAUGAUGCACACCUUCAACUCAAGCAUGACCUCUCAUCAACAGCACUGCUAUUUAGAAUGCUCAGAGGACAUGGAAUCUCCGCGUCCACAGAUAUGUUGAUUGCAUUCAGGGAUGAGAAUGGUGAUUUCAAAGCAGAGAACCCCAAGGACAUUGAUGCUUUUGUUGCACUCCACGAAGCUUCCUACCUGGCCUUCCCAGGAGAGGCCAUGCUCGACGAAGCAAGAGCAUUCGCCGUGAAGAAACUCGAAGAACUGAUGCCAUCCAUGUCGACCUUCAUGGGGCCUGCUAGCCAAACAGAAAUACAAGGAGACCUCCCGCUGCACUGGAGAGUUCCCAGGCUGCAGGCAACAUGGUCACUGAAGCAACACGGCUACAACGACGAGAGGAACCUGAGUAUGGAUCCUUCCAUUCUACAGCUGGCUGCGGUUGACUUCAACCUCGUGCAGGCCGUCCAUGGAGCGGAGCUCGUGGAGGUGACAAAUUGGUGGAAGGAGACCAGGCUGGGCGAGAAGCUACCGUUCGCGAGGGACCGUCUUGUGGAGUGCUUCUUCUGCGCGGCAUCCAUCGCGCCGGAGCCAUGCCUCGCCGGCUGCCGCGAGGUGCUGGCAAAGGUGGGCUCCCUCAUAGUCCACCUCGACGACGUCUACGACCUAUACGGCACGCUCGACGAGCUGGCCGCCUUUACUGAUGUCGUCGGUAGGUGGUGCGAGUGGGACGACGAUGCGCUUCUGCCGUUGCCGGAGUACAUGAAGGCCAUGUACUCUGCCAUCCGGUCAACGUCGAUGGAGGCAGCAGAUCGUGUGAUGAACGAGCAGGGAUACGAUGCGCUCCCGCUCUACAAGAAAGCAUGGCAUGAGCUGUGUAAGGCGUUCCUCAUUGAAGCCAAGUGGCAACACGAGGGAGGGAUGCCAAGCUUGGAGGAGUACCUCGAGAACGGGUGGGUCACGUCCACGGGGCCUCUCCUGCUGCUCCACGCUUUCACCAUGCUCCAGCAGCAAGAGCAGACGGAUUCAUGGCUGCGCAACCACGAAGACGGCGACGACAUGGUCACGGCGUACCCGAAGCUGGUCGAGCUAUGUUCCAUGAUCUUCCGGCUCUGCAACGACUGCGCGACCCACGAGGCCGAGUCGGAGCGGGGUGAGGCGGCGUCGGCCAUCACCUGCCGCAUGGGCGGUGCCACGAGUAAGGAAGAGGCCCGGGCUGCGGUGGCGGACGCCAUUGCCGAGACCUGGAAGAAGGUGAACAGGGAGGUCGCCUUGAGCAGCAGCACCGGGACCUGGAGCGCGGCCAACCGCGUCUGCGUCAACCUGGUGAGGACCAUCCAAUGCAUCUAUCAAGACGGAGACAGCAUCACCUCGCCCAAGGACAGCCGGAAACGACUGGUCAUGGACAUGCUCUUCACGCCUCUUGAUCUAGACAUUUGUGGCGCGUGGUAGAGCCUAACUUUUCAUGGUGAUGGGACGUCUGGUACAACGUACGGGCAUGUCUCACCCAGGCCACAUGAAUCACAAUAAUCUUGACAAGCUGACGAUGUUUCUGCAUUUGGCAUACAAAGCUUGUUUGGUCCAUUGGAGAUACUUGGCACUCUAGCUUAUCAUAUAAACUCUCUAGCCAAUUCACUGUUGACUUGUAUACUAGGCGUACUAUGGCCCUGUUGCCAUGUGCACCAUCCAGGCGUAGUAUGGCCGUGCUGCGGCCG